GAGAGAGAGAGAGUACUCUUUCAGCUCUUUAUGUUUUCCCUCAGCCUUUCCAGUUUGUGGAGAGAUCCCUGCCAGACAAUCGUAUCAGCUGAGACUGAUUAUCCUGUACUGGAAAACCAUCAUUCAUCACACACACACGCGCACACACAAGAGUACUGGCUCCUCAGUUAGGACUCAGUGGGUGCGAGUUUUCUGAUGAGUGCCCACACACACAUGAAGACGGACGUGGUUCUGCAGAGUUCUGCUUUUAGCUUCUGAGAUGUGCGAGUCUAUGGCACGAGGUACCAGCUGCUUUUUAACACCGUGACCACAAGCCACUUUUGUGGGGGUUUUUUUCUUUUUUGGGUUUGCUGCUGUUCUGCUAAGCAUCUGAUCCCCAUUUUGAGAAACCAAAAAAACACGUGUGAUGCAAAUUUGAAUUGUACUGAACUGAAAAUAGAAGAUCAACACAAUAUUUGCAGCCAAGUUUUACACUAUUAUCCACUCUUUGACAUCACAGACAGACUAGAACAAAACUUCUGACACCUAGAGAAGGCAUUCACUUGUCAAUCGAAGAGAGAGAAAGGGUCAGUGAGUAGUAAGACGUUGGUCCUCACUAGGUCCUAAACAUACAAAGUUACCUCUUGGAUUCACACCACAUUAGACACAGGCACAAAGCUCUUGACUGGUGGGCACACACACACACACACACACACACACACACACACACACACACAAAAAGUCAGAAACAGUCCACAGCGCCCCCUGCAGGCUCACGUCACCAUGUCUCGUUUGGGGAGGAAAGGCGGGAAGAACCAGAAGGUCCAGACUCCGGAGGUGAUCCGGACGGUCACAGAGGGGUUGAAGUCUCUGUACCGGCAGAAGCUGCUUCCCUUAGAGCAGCUUUAUGGGUUUCAUGACUUCCACUCCCCCAGUCUCGAAGACGCCGACUUCGACAACAAGCCCAUGGUGCUCGUGGUGGGCCAGUACUCCACAGGGAAGACCACCUUCAUCAGCUACCUCCUCGAGCAGGACAUCCCAGGGAGUCGUGUGGGUCCAGAGCCCACCACGGACAACUUUACCGCCAUAAUGCACGGCGAGGUGGAGGGUCUGAUCCCCGGGAACGCCCUCAUCGUGGACCCCAACAAGCCCUUCCGCAAACUCAACCCCUUCGGAAACACCUUCCUCAACAGGUUCCAGUGUGCCCAGAUGACCAAUCAGGUGCUAGAGAGCAUCAGCAUCAUCGACACCCCUGGAAUCCUGUCGGGGGCCAAACAGACCGUAAGCAGAGGCUAUGACUUCCCGGCCGUGCUUCGCUGGUUCGCGGAGCGGGUCGACCGCAUCAUCCUGCUCUUCGACGCCCACAAGCUGGAGAUCUCGGACGAGUUCGCGGAGGCCAUCGGGGCUCUCCGCGGGAACGAGGACAAGCUGCGGGUGGUGCUGAACAAGGCCGACAUGGUGGGCACCCAGCAGCUGAUGAGGGUCUACGGCGCCCUCAUGUGGUCGCUGGGGAAGGUGUUCGGCACGCCCGAGGUGCUGCGUGUCUACAUCGGCUCCUUCUGGUCCGAGCCGCUCAUGAUCACCGAUAACCGCCGGCUGUUUGAGCUGGAGGAGGAGGACCUGUUCACUGACAUCCAGAACCUUCCGCGCAACGCUGCCCUGCGCAAGCUCAACGACCUGGUGAAGAGGGCGCGCCUCGUUAGGGUUCAUGCCCACAUCAUCAGUUACCUGAAGCAGGAGAUGCCCUCAGUCUUCCGGAAGGACAACAAGAAGAAGAACCUGAUCCACCAGCUGCCGGUCAUCUUCUCCAAGAUCCAGCUCCAGCACCACAUCUCCGCGGGAGACUUUCCCGACUGUGGCAAGAUGCAGGAGAAGCUGAUGGUCCACGACUUCACCAAGUUCAAGGCCCUGAAGCCGGGGCUGAUGGUGGCGCUGGACCAGCUCCUGACGGCCGACAUCGCCAAGCUGAUGCCCCUGCUGAAGCAGGAGGAGCUGGAGGCCGGGGUACAGCAGGGGGUGCAGGGCGGGGCCUUCCUGGGCACCCGGGGCGGGCCCUUCCUGGAGGGGGACCCCUUCGCCCAGGCAGAGGAGAACGGGGAGGAGGGCGGGGGCGGGGAGGAGGAUGACGAAGACGGGGCCUGGGUGGUGACCAAGUACAAGCCCAAGUACGAUGAGAUCUUCUACAACCUGUCGCCCAACGAGGGCAAGCUCAGCGGCACCAAGGCCAAGGACUGGAUGGUGGGCACCAAGCUGCCCAACUCGGUGCUGGGGCGGAUCUGGAAGCUGUCGGACGUGGACCGGGACGGGAUGCUGGACGACGAGGAGUUCGCCCUGGCCAGCCACCUGAUCGAGGUGAAGCUGGACGGGCACGGGCUGCCCCCGGAGCUGCCCGCCCGCCUCAUCCCCCCCUCCAAACGCCGGCACAAGGGCUCCGAUGCCUAGAGACCCCCCUUGGCCUCCCCAGCCACCUCCCCCCCCCCGCCCCAAGCCCCCUUCUCCCUUGGGUGGGGGGACGUGCACUGAGCCCCCUUCACGCUGUGCAUUCCCAGCUAACACAAAAAAAACAUUAUUGCAGCAUUUUUACAAUGUCAGUAAGGUUGUGUAAGGUUGUAGCGAACAACGUGACAUGCUUUAAACUUUCUUUAGGUUGUGCAAUGUUAUGGAAGCAUGAUCAUGUGCUUUUUAUUCGGUCGCACAUGUCAUUUGAAAUGUUUUUCUGCGUGAUUCAUGCUAACAGUAUUCACAUCAGAGCUGAAACUUUUGCCUGGGUGUGGUAAAAAAAAAACGAAAGAAGCACUGCUACAAUAUUGUUCCUCGCCAAAAACUUACACAGCCUUACUUCACUGUGACUUUGUAAAACAUUCAAAUAGUUGUGCUCACUUGGAGCUUAUUUCCUGUACUGUGGAAUCUUGUUCAGCUGUCUGUCUGUGCCACCCUGUCGGUUUGUCUGUCUGUUUUUUUGUGUGUUUUCCUUGGCACGUUGUCCAGAAGAAGGGCACCACAGAUUCCAUGGACACAUGCCUUUCCCUCCUAAGCACUUAGCAUUCCUGUGCGGUUCCUCUUGUCCCCUGUCUGCGUAGACCAGGGGGGCACAACAAGGGCUGGUCUAUUUCGGGAUUUGAUCCCAUCUUGGUUGUUGAAUUGUUGAAUUAGCCCAUCAUUUCUGUGGUCUACCAUUUCUACUGACGCUGUGAGCUACUGACACAGACUGUAGCCGUGUGCUUGGUCCAAGCAUUUUACUGUAAUCCUUUACAGGAUUGAACAGUCAGUGGUGUAUGCAGACAUUUAUUAAAAUCAUUUUGGGGAAAUUGCUGGAGCAAAACCAGGAUACACACCCGGCGUACGGGAAUAGAGGUGUGUCGCCUUGGCAUAGGGCAGCAUCAACACGUACUCGCAUAUGAACUCCACAUAUAACAACCAACUGCUCCACAUGACACCAGCUCCAUUACGAAUCCCUCCAAAGAGCUGGCUGGCUUUGCUGCAGUGUGGGUCUAUUUCUGAUUUCAAUCUUGCCUCGUAUUGAGUUUACAUUUUAGCUACAUUUAUUAACAAUCCGAUGUGAAAUGUGUUACUGCGGUCUAAUCGACAGGUGAAACGGCAUCGGUGAGUUGAGCUAAUUUGCUAGUUGAGCCAGGGGCAACUGGAAACGCAAAUCAGUGUCUGCACAGAGCUCCAGAAAUGGAAGUGCCCACCUCAGUGAUUGGGUCUGUUCUGAGAGACAGGCAGUGCCGUCCAAUCCCCAAAGAAAUCGGGCGGGCAAUAAUGUGAAUUCCCGCUAUGCUGGUGCUCUGGCGGUCUCUAGCUCCGAGCAGCCUUGUUUUUUCUGGAUAUUGUUUUUUUGCCCCUGUGGGCCUCCCCUUGUGAAAAUGCACCUGUAUGAACAGGUUGCAGAAUGUGACAGGUGUGUGCCUGAAGUUCACAAAUCACCCUGGCCAAGGACAUCUGCUCAGAAAAUAUGUAGCCCUGUGUACGUGUGUAGAUGACCCGCAUUGGGUGCGGCUUACUUUACCACUGGUAAUUGUAGCUGUUGUGUUAGUCUCAGGACCAUGGUGAGACCCCUCACCUGGCUCCUGUGGCCUGGUUGCCUGGUAACCAAUCUGGACAUCCAAUUAGACAGGUUCCACAAACUCUUCCUGCUUGAUCGCUCAAAGAAUAUACAGGUAUGUAACUAUAGACUCUUUUCCCCUUUUUAUUAUGUUUUUAUUCUGAGUAACUAUUCUCCAUGUACUCCAAAAGAUUGUUUUACGGAACCUAAGUGACUUUCCUGGACAGGAAUGUUUCAGUUUGGACACUUCAGGAGAUAACAUAACAUAACAAUUCUCAUAUUGUUACUGACUACUGUAUAAAGCCUCAUGAUUUGUGUGCUCACUACCAUUAAUACUCAAUAAAGUUCUUA
Molecule: messenger RNA, 4375 nt
Organism: Conger conger (European conger)
Lineage: Eukaryota; Metazoa; Chordata; Actinopteri; Anguilliformes; Congridae
Gene: ehd2b
Product: EH-domain containing 2b
Exons: 7
Coding region: 763-2421 (552 amino acids)
Biological process (GO): endosomal transport; endocytosis
Cellular component (GO): cytoplasm; plasma membrane
Molecular function (GO): calcium ion binding; GTP binding; protein binding
Source: RefSeq, a predicted model, not a curated record